Oryzias latipes (Japanese medaka) is the source of this 12929-nucleotide messenger RNA. RefSeq names its product one cut homeobox 2 (gene onecut2). Gene Ontology annotation, molecular function: RNA polymerase II cis-regulatory region sequence-specific DNA binding; DNA-binding transcription factor activity, RNA polymerase II-specific. Gene Ontology annotation, biological process: regulation of transcription by RNA polymerase II. NCBI's taxonomy places the organism in Eukaryota, Metazoa, Chordata, Actinopteri, Beloniformes, Adrianichthyidae. Gene Ontology annotation, cellular component: nucleus. The record is from RefSeq and is a predicted model, not a curated record.
AAGCAAAUUUGAACCGAUAAGUUUUGAGUCUGGAUUUAAAAAUUGAAAAGGAGUCUACAGUUCCAGAGUAGGGGAGCUGAGCGGCUGAAGGCACGGGUCCACAUGGUGACCACACGGACAGCUGAAGGGCAGAAGAAGACCGGAGAGAGCGAGAGGGAGUGUUGAUAUGGAGGAGAUUAGGAAGAUAAGAAGGAGCAUGGAGGGCUUUGAACGUGUAGAGAAGGAUUUGAAUUGAAUCCUGAAAAUGUCUGGAAGCCCGUUCAGCUGCUGGAGAAUGGGAGGGAUGUAAUGGAAGGAAGGAGUUCUGGUGAGGAUGCUGAACUCUGGACUAAUUGAGUUUUAUUGGGAAGAGCAGAGAGACAUGCACUGCAAUAGUCAAAGCCAGAAGUGACUAGACUAGGAACAAAGAGUGGACAGUGACUAAGACACACCGGCUUCUGAUCCUGACAGGUGAGGGGACACCUGUGUCCCACAACUUCCUCUGUAAAAGAAAAGAUCAACCAGGAGAGAAACAGACUUGACAUGCAAAACGCCAUCAGGCUUCAGAAAUGUGAGCGUCUGUGCAGGACAAGCCGGAGAAUCCAAGCAGGGAAUCCAGGAGAUGCUGGAGGCAGAGAUGCUUCUAGCAGAAACAACACAGUUACACUUUCUUCUUUUAUUAGACAUAUUAAAAAUCUGCACGUGAUCUGAUCAGAGCUGAAUUAGGAAACCCAUGCAAAACCAUAAAAUGAAGUAACUCAGUAGGGGUGGGAUUAAAUAAAUUCACUUUUUCCUGCUCUGACUGAUAGAAAAAAGAAAAUCGGCGUCACUGAACAUCAAAUCAGAGCCUCUUCUCAAGAUAUUUCAGUUUCUUUCACGAUGUCAGACCUUCAUCCUGCAAAACACUCCCAAACAGCUCGACUUCCCGGCCUGCAGUCAAGAUGUUUCUCCUUUUAGGAGGCGUGAUGCAAGAGGAAAGUCCGACAAUGCCACCUCAUCAUUAGCUUCAGUUAUGCAAGAGACGGAUUUAGGCAUUUAAGGGCGGGGGGAUGCCCCCUUAAAUGUGACGGCCCACAAUAUCUCACUAAAGGAAUGAAAAGCACAAAAAAACCUCCACAAAAAAAACAUAAUAAAAAAAAAAGAAAGAAACAAAAACAGAAGGAUGGACGGACGGAUAAAGAAACAGACAUAAAAAGAAAAAAAAGAUAAAUGCAGCCUCAGCAGAGAACAAGCCAGAGUCCUGCUUGUGCUUGUCCCAAACCCGGUAAACACAGAGGGUGGUGUCAGGAAGAGCAUUCAGAUUUAGAGAUGGAUGAACUGAUGACAGCAUUUUAUUGGUUCAACGGGAUAAGACAUCCCAAACUCUCAGCCCACCCGGACUGGGAUCCAUGGGAGGAAAACUUAGUGUCCAAAGUGUCAGAGUGGGAGCAGUUGUGCGUGGUGAGCACACACUGCAGACCCGUGUGCUGUUUCUCUUUGUGACAGAUGUGACGCUCCACACACAACUGAAUCCUCCUGUUCACGUGCCUCUCUGCUGCAGUGGGCAGAAACACUCACAUGUGGAUAAAUGGACUUUACCAGAGGGGUCGGGUCGGGCGCUCUGCCUUUUCUUUGUUCGCACAACUUUAUUAAGUUUCACAAAAGCAAUCAAGGGCUGACAGGCAAAAUCAUGGACACAAAAUCCAUCAGUUAAACUUUUCUAAACGUUGGAUUGAAAAAAUAAAUGAAAAAGAUUCAAUUACUUAUUCAAAUUGUGGAUUUAAAUAUUCUAUAAAUGCAACGAAUUUUGUCGUCAUCAAUAUAUGUAUAUAGACACACACAGUGUGUUUAUAUUAAACUAUUUUAAAUGAUGCUACAGAACUCCAGAGAUCUCCUCCUUUUUGUGUUACAACAGGAGCCUGAUCUUUGCCCAAAUGUUUGCACUGGUGAGAAAAGAGGAGCCCAGCUUCGCUUUGGAGACUUGCUGUUGUUUUACAGUCAGCUGUAGUUUGAUGUUUUUUUCCUCAAGUUACACUCAACAGACACAAGCAGCAGGUGAUGAGAUGAGGGCUGAGAUGGGAUCAAAUUUUAAUGAUGCCUGUGAGGCAAAGAGCUUCUCGGAGAUGAAGAGAAAGCGCCGCUUCCUCUGUUUGGGACGGAGAUGAGUUGUGAACCUCCUGCUCAGAAAGGGCAACUUUGGUCUGAGGACCAAUUUGAAACUUUUUGAGUUUAAUGUUUUGUGGAUGAGCGUCUUUGUCUAAAAGAAUAUCAUCAAGGAGAACAUAAACAUCACUUAAGACGUUUCUCCAGAAAAGAUUGAAGCGACUUUUCUGUCUUUGUGCGUAAAGAAUCUGCAUUCUUCAGAUGUACCAAACCAUAAGGAUGCUUCCUCAUUUCAGCCAGAGCUGCCUCAUUGUCAGAACCUCUGAGGCCAGCGGACGCCUCGGUUGGUGGACCGAGUCACGGCCCCGCCCCUCCUGUCCCAGUCUCGCCCCCUUUGAUUGGUCGGUUCCUCCGUCACUCCCGAGGGUGAGGCCCCUCUGACCCAGCCUCUUUGUUGCUCUCCGCUCCCCUCAGCAGGUUGGGCUGAGGGCGCGUCUAGGGGACCGCGGACAGCUCCCGACCGGAGCGCAGAGCAACGCAGGAGGAGGAGAGGGCUGGAUAUGGGGGAGCCGGCGCGCGGGCCCGAACGAGCGAGAUAAGACAGGCUUUUUCAUGCGCGCACUCCGGGGGGAAGACACAAAGAGACGCCCUGGGAGGACGCAGAGGGGGAAAGCGGGAGCACGGCUGCUGACCCAUCCCGGCAGGAAAGGAGGAGGAAGAAGAGGAGAAAGAAUUGUGCUCACCCUGAUGGACUGAGAGGACAGAUGAAUGAAGACUGCCUACACUAACGCCUAUAGAUGCCUGGCCAAGGACCUGGACGCUUACGCCAUGAACGCAGACAUGACAAUGGACGGCAUUGGCAGCCUGCAUGGCGGGGUGUCGGUCAGCUCCGUGGCCCCUGACGCGGAGCUGAUGAGCGGCCACAGCCCGCAUCACGGCCGCGGAGGCUCGUCGGUAGCGGCCGGGGGACCCGGAGCGGCGGCGGCGGCGGCUGCGGCUGCGUCCACCCUGCGGAUACACCAGGACCUGGCCGCCGCCGCCGCCGCGUCCUCCCGCUCCGCCAUGGUGUCCGGCAUGGCCAGCAUCCUGGACGGGAGCGGGGAGUACCGGCCGGAGCUGUCACUGCCGCUUCACCACGCCAUGAGCGUGCCCUGCGACGCCUCCUCUCCCGGGAUGGGAAUGAGCGGCACCUACACCACCCUGACGCCGCUGCAGCCGCUUCCCCCCAUCUCCACCGUGUCCGACAAGUUCGCCCACCACCAUCACCACCACCAGCGGCUCUCCGGGAACGUGAGCGGGAGCUUUACUCUGAUGCGGGACGAGCGGGGGCUGCCGGGCAUGAACAACAUCUACAGCCCCUACCACAAAGACCCCAUGUCCGGGAUGGGUCAGAGCCUGUCCCCGGUGCUGGGGAACGGCUUGGGUUCCAUCCACAACACCCAGCAGGGUCUCCACAACUACGGCGCCACGACGCACGGCGGACACGACAAGAUGCUGAAUUUUGACGCGCACCACACGGCGUCCAUGCUGGCCAGAGGGGACCACCACCACCACCACCAGCACCGAGGCCUCGGCGGCCCCGCCGCCGGGAUGAUGCCACACCUGAACGGCAUGCACCACCCGGGGCACCCCGCCGCCUCCUCCGCGGGCCACCACCCCCACCCCCACCUCCAGUCUCCGUCCCACGGGCCCGUGUUGGCUUCCACCCGAGAAAGACCGCCCUCCUCCUCGGGGACGCAAGGGGGUAACGGCUCGGGUCAGCUGGAGGAAAUCAACACCAAAGAGGUUGCGCAGAGGAUCACGGCAGAGCUGAAGAGGUACAGCAUCCCUCAGGCCAUCUUCGCUCAAAGGGUGCUGUGCCGCUCCCAAGGGACCCUGUCGGACCUCCUGAGGAACCCCAAACCCUGGAGUAAACUAAAGUCAGGCCGGGAGACUUUCCGGAGGAUGUGGAAGUGGCUGCAGGAGCCCGAGUUCCAGAGGAUGUCGGCCCUCAGACUGGCAGUUGCGAGCUGUCGCAGCCCAGUGAGAUACAACCCUUACUCCAACGUUCCUCACAGUGACACUGAAGCCAAGGUAACCCAUGCUGUGUAUUCAACUUGCAAACGGAAGGAACAGGACACGGCGAAGGACCGCAGCAACACACCAAAGAAGUCGCGACUCGUCUUUACCGACCUGCAGCGGCGCACCCUGCUGGCCAUCUUCAAGGAGAACAAGCGUCCGUCGAAGGAGAUGCAGCUCACCAUCUCCCAGCAGCUGGGGCUGGAACUCACCACCGUCAGCAACUUCUUCAUGAACGCCCGCCGCCGGAGCCUGGACAAAUGGACAGACGACGGAGCCAGCCCCGGCGGCCAAUCCUCAGCGUCCAGCACUUGUACCAAAGCAUGAUAGGAGAGGGAGGGGAGCCACGGGAUGGGAGGGCUUUUUGGGGCGGGAUGGGUGGAGUUGACGGGAGGGGGGGAUGGGAUGAGGGUCGGGGCUUUGUCCAGUUCAAGCGAGGAGGAAAACCAAACUUUUUACAAUAUUUUUGUUUGUCUGUUUUGCUUUCCUCCAGGGUGACAAACUGAGAGAGGGGCUGCUCACUGCCACCACUUGUUGUAGCCGAACCGCCUUUUGCAAAUUUCUCAUAAAUCCACAUGGAAGCUUUAAAACACACAAACCUCACUGGAGGGCAGAAACCUUCCGAAUCAUAGAUUGUCACGGCUGAUGUCUCCUCAUGGACAGCAGACGGACACACUAGCCCAAAUACCAAAGACUAGAAGACAAGAAAUGUUUUCUAUUAUGCAAUAUAAGCUAGGAAACUACCAAACAAGUUACCAAGAAAAGCUUUAUGACUGCAGAAUGUGACAGACGCUCUGGGAUAAUAAUAAGGGAAGAAAAAAAAACACUAUUCUUUAUUUUUGAUGUUUUCAGACCCUCAGAUGUCCAAAGAAACUUUGGAAGGUGGAUUUUAAACAUGAACAGUAAUACUUAGAAGGCUUUUGCGGGUGGGUUUGAGGACAACAGGGAGCAGUCUGGUCUGCUGAAGGGGAGCUUAUGUGUCAUUCGUAUACAAACCAAAGAUAUGCGUAGAUUCUAGUUACCAGGUUCAGAAUUCAUGGUUUUGCUGAUUGAACUUUGUGAAAGUUGCUCGCCUCAGUCAGACCUGCGAUCAAAAGUGAUCACGAUUCAAAGGGAUUUGACUCUUUAAAGCGGCUGGUGAGAAUUUUCUCAAUUUGGGACAAAACAUGCAAGCACAAACGCUCAAACACAAACGUGCAAAUUCCUCACGGGUUGAACAGCCAAGCCCUCAGCAGAUGCAGCUCUCAGUGGAGAGGCAUUGUGGUUCAUUUUCAUCGAAACGUGAGCACAAUCCUAAAGCACAUUUUCUUUGCAAUAGAACCGGGGCCUACAGCCGAGCCGAGCCGAGCCGAGCCGAGCCGAGCCGAGCCGAGUGGUCUUCACAUCUUAGAAAACUCAGGAUGCCAUUUUUUUCUAAACAGCGGCUGAAAGCCGUUCGGCGCUUGUCACUGCAUGCUGUUCUGUACAGAUGUGCUGUGGACUCACACAGAUAGGACUGCUUUAAGGAAAAGACACACAACUUUAAAGAGUCAUUUCUCGAUUCCCCAGCUCCCAGCCCGACCUUCAGAUAAACCAAGCUAAGCUCCAGAUCAGCCUUUCCACGGAGCAUCGGAGCGCCACCGCUGUCUCUGCUCCUCACUCAGAGGAAAGCUGAAGCAAAACCAUGAGUCCCAAAUCUGAGCUCACGAAAACCAGAGGCCUGCACCACUUAUGCAGACUUCAACGAAACCAAAGACUACGUUUCACAUUUUAGUCCUCUGACUUCCUACUGAAUACGCUUUAGAGUGAGGUUUUCAUUUAGCUUUGGCUGCAAACUCAGAUGCUUUUGGGAGGUUUCUCCUGCCUUCACAGCCACAAACAGCGUUCAGCAGACGCGGCAAACCGGCCGAACCUGCAGAGGACGAACUGUCCAGGCGCAUCAGGGCCUUUGUAAUAAUUAAAGAGGACAAUCUUAAGACGAUGCCUGGCCAGUCCGUUCCUUCCAGGAGGUCGGUGAGCCGGAAAAUGUCAACACAAACCUCAGCCACUCAUUUCAAUGACUGUCAUCAACUCAUUGAGAGGGAAAAAAGGAAACAGACUCCAGACUGACAGGAAGAGAACAUCUGCUUUUGAUGGAGUCUAUCAAUGGCUCUCUGUAUUGUUGUCUUCCGACCAUUAAUUCCGUGUUUCGUACCCAUUGGUUUUAGGAGGUUUUAUUCGAAUGUAGCGCCGUCUAAAUUGAUAGAAGAAUUAGCGCAGGCUAAAUCCUCAGCCACUGUCACUGUCUGUCCCUCUCCUUUCACCCCAUCAAUCAUCCUUCACUGAAGCUACCAAACCAAAAAGAAACACGUGAGAACGCAACAGUAACCAAACCAAAGCAAAGGCGUCAGUCAGCAGCCCCUGCUCCUUCAAAAAUCCAGGCUGAGACGUGGCCUGGUCAGAGGCAGCCAAAGGCUUUAGGAAUGCUUUGACGUAAAAAAAAAUGGACACUUGAGACUUUUUCUAUUUAUUGACAAAUCGAAACCAAAGAAAAACCUUUUUCUGCACCUAACUGUUCCAACAAAUGGAAGAAACUGACUGAAAAUGGAAGAAAAUUAUUACCAAACAGAGAAAAAGACCAAAAAAAUAAAGAGUGGUGGCAACGAUGUCAAGGACGACAGCAAAGAUGGACGGAAGGAAGAAAGAAAGGAUGACAUCCUGGUGGUAGAAAAGUAGCUAUGUUGUGCCUGGUGUUGCAUCAGGCAAUCUUUACGGGGAAGCAAGUUGGCAACUGGAAAGGGUGAAACCACACAGGAUGGAGGGAGGAAAGAAAGAAAGACUAUUGUCACCCUUUUUCUUCUCUCCAAGCCCUCAAAAAGGCAGAACAUUAUUGUGUUUCUCACGGUUGAAGUCUUUAACGUGUGCCUAUGCAGUUUUUCAAAGUAAAACAAAGGUUAAAGAACAACAAAAACCUCAUCAGCUACCAAACCAAAGAUUCACUGUUAACCCAAGUAGCAGUACUCCCCCCCCCACCCAAAAAAAGGGAAGAUGUCCAAGGGUCUCAACUGUGAUUGGUCAAAACCCCUCCUAAAAUACCAUCAACAGAAUCCAGAAACCUGUUUUUGAUGCGGUGAAAAAGCUUUAUUGAACCACCUUGUUUCACAGCGUAGCCUAAUCAGACACUUUUGCCUUGGUAGCUACCAAGUUUGUUCUUAGUUACGGUGUUAAGCACUUUCACAGUUUAACCACGAGCAGCUACACUAUUUUUGGCUACUCGUCCAGCUGGAGCCGUCGUGACAGGACAGGGAAAGACGAGCUCGACGCUGAGCUUUGUCACCAAAGGAUUCUGGGAAAAACUAGGUUUUUGUUUACUGCUGCAAAUCUGAUCUGGGAUCAGGUCCCAUUUUCCUCCAGAACAAGCUGCUGGCUGCUGCCAGGAAGGCGACAGGAGCUGCUAUGGGACACGUACAGAGCAUACCAAAGAUUUUCUGCUGUACUGACGUUAGCACACUGUCACUUUUUCCUCGCUCCACGCCGAACCAGUUUGGUUUUUUUUGGUUAUUCUGGUAUUGUCUGCGACUUUUUAACUUUUCUGAAGCCAAACCCCUCAUGAGAAAGGCAUUAGAGGCUCAUCUGUGAAGCUUUUUCAAAGAGGUAAAGGCCAGCAAGGCUUCAACUGGACCCUCACUGGAGCAGGAGAGAAAAGUGGGCAUUCAAGAGGCAAAUGAGGUCAUCUGUAGAAGGAAUGCAUCACCGGCCAAAGCAUUUCAUUUAUAUAACACGUCAAAUUGAAUUUGCACGGUGAGCCAAAACAGAAUUCCAAAAGAAUCCCACAUUUCUAAUCUUCUGUUCUGAAGUUUAGUUGUAAUGCUGCUAUAUUUUUAUCUGAGAGUUGAACCAACACCCACAACAUUAGAAAAGACGUGUGGAUGCUUCCAAAACAUCCGUAGCUUUCGUUUUAUAGACCACACAACCGUAAGUCCAUUUCCAACGUGUGAAAAGCAAAGUGUUGCUAAAAUGACAAAUGAAAAUCCCAGCAUUUUGUGGCUCAAAGUGUUUUUUUGGGCUGAAAAGUUAAGAAAGGCAGACAGUCCCAUUUUACAGAUUUUUCUUUGAUAGAGGAGGGGUUCACACUACAUGUCCCCAGAUUGGCUUACGACUUGGGGGGAGGAACGAUGCUACUUCCUCAUCUAUACAACCACAAUAAAUGAAACAAAACCAAAAAGCAACUGCUGAGAGAAACUGCUAAACUAUCGGUCAAAUAGCUUUAUUCUUAGUUUUCUCUCCGUCUUUCUGUAUGUAAAGCUUCUAGUCCAAAGAAGUCCCCCGCCCACCUGAGCCAGUCUUGCUGGCCACGCCCACGGAGGGGCGGGAUUUAUGGCUCAGGGGGUGGCUGUCAUUUUUCAUUCCCUCUUGCAGUUCUGUCUGGAUGUAAUACAGGCUAAAUCUGCCAAACCAAAAAGUGUUAAUAAUCAUAGAAAAAAGGGGAACAGAGGAGAAGUCCAAACCAAAAACUGACCCAAAGAGGUUUAUUGCUUGUUUGUCGAGUACUUAUGAAAAUGUUUUGCCAAUUAAUAUUUCUGCCACUUCGGUAUUUCCUAAGUUUUUGCAAUAUGUGAUUCAUUUGUAAAGUGAUUUAUGGGUUUUAUUAAUUCUUGAGUAAUUUCAGCGAACAAAGUUUUGUGGCCAAAAAAAUCCCCCAGAAUCCUUUUGACCUUAAAGAUGAUUAACUUUGCCAAAGUUUACAUCCAAUCUUCCCUUUUCUUUCUGGUUGAAGCUUUAUUUAUUUAUGAGGUGUUUUAGAACACAUUAGUUUUGUACUUAAUGAUAAUUUAAUGUUAUUUAAUUAGAUGUAAUUGUUUUCGAUUCCUAUUUAUGGGUAUUUAAGAAUGUUAGUUGCAUCCAGGAUGCAGUGCUUAUGCCAGGCCGUUUAAUUUAUUCUUAGCUAGAUUUACUUUACAAAGCAAAGGAAAUGUUGUUAUGAAUGUUUAGACUUGAUGACAGAACAAUAUAGAUUGUCAGACUAGAUUUAUGUAUUUCUGAAUGUCAACACGUUCUCUGUAGCUAAUCUUGCUCCUUUAUUUUUGGUGUUAAUUUAUUUUUUUAAGAAUGAAAAGAAUCUCCUUGAAUCCUCCUAAAUGAUGAGCACUGCAUCAGACUUUUCCUUUUCUUCUUUGGGAAUGUUUUAGCUCAAAUGUUGUUCAUUUUGUUGUUGUUAUUAUUUGUUUUAUUCCAUUCUUGCUGACCAGUGUUGAACAAGCAAUGAACUUCCGACUGACGUAAAUGCCCCUCGAUCAGGUGACGUACGGGCCACAUGCUGAUUUAAACGGAACCGCCAAAGAUAACGGGAAUCCUUAAGAGGCCAAUAAACUGUGUGUUUACAUCCAUGCAGCUCAUACCCUGGUUUAGCCCAACUCUUUGAAAAUCAUAGCUGAAAGGAGUUUGUAGACUUCCUGUCAUUGUCUGUUCAUAGAGGACUUAUCCAGUACAAAGAGGAUGGAAGAAACUCCUUCACAGAGAAAAGUAUUUUCCAAAUGUUUUCCUUUUUCCCAUCCAUUCCCUGCCUUGUGCUGGUAUUAUCGGAGCUUAUCCGGGUUUCUGUGUCCCUGAUGUGAUGUUCCCACCACAGUCGCCACCGUCACACCACAAUGGCUGCUGUGUCUCCCAGUGUGUGGCUGUGUGAAUGCAAACACACCCACUUGUUUCACUCGGUAAGGAAGAAAACGGACGAGUCCCUCAAAGCUAGCUGCUUCCAGGACUGACCUUGUCUGUGUGUAAAAUAGAUGAAGAAAAAAAAACCUUUUGUAUUUCAAUAGUGAGAACCAGGGAGGCUACCUCACUGACUUUCCAUUUGUCCUUUUAAUUGUGUUGAUGAAACCAAAGAUUUGUUUCUUCUUCAAUGCGGUCUGCGCUCCGCUGCAGGUUUUUCUGCUCUUCUCCUUCCUGCUUUCCCAUGAUCCUCCUGGGGCUUUCUGCCAAAAUGAGCUGCAAAAACCAAAACUCUGUGAUCAUUUUAUUACUUGUUUGAUAGAAACUUUAGAAUGAAAAUUUCAAUUCUUGCUGUUCCAUUCAGGCAAAUCUCUCGAUUUUUGAAAAGUGCAAAGCUUUUUGGACCGUUUUUGUUGUUUUGGUUAUCAAUCUUGCUUUGCCUUGUAAGUAGAAGGAACUCUAACAGAACACUGUUGCAACAGAGGGAGCACACAUAUUGCUUUAUUGAUUGUUAACCACGCCCGCCUUCAUAAAGUAGACAUAAGGUCAGAGCGCUUUUGUUUUACAUCGCUCUGUAAAAAUCGCCGGAUAAUGUUCACAGAUCUUUCAUUCACUAAAUCUGUCUAAAUAGUGCUCAAGAGAAAGUUUUGCAUUUAAUCACUUUACAGCUUGUGGUUUAAAUCCCCAUCUCAGUCAUUUGACAAUGAAAAUGUUUCCAUCCUUAAAUUUAAAAAAAAUGCUUUUAUUUGAGUUCAAGUUCCUGUGACAAAGAAACAACCUUCAUGGAUUACAUUUAAAACCUUCACAAAUGAUCUGUUCUUCACCCAAAAAAACAAAAGAGGCAGAAACAGGUUUGUGUGAAAUGAAACUUUAAAGUAGAACAUUUGAAAGCAGAAACAGCUUCCUGUAAAGCAGAAAACAUCAUUGAUAAUUGAAGUCAACGAGCUCAGUGGCAUUUAGAAGCGCCUCGAAUUGAAAGAUCAUCAUCUAAUUCUUCAGGAAAAAGGCUUUUGUUGCAGUUUUGGAAAGAGAGAUUUCCUACAGCGUGAAGAAUUCUCAUAAACAUUUCCCAAACCCGAUCAAAAAAGAAAAACACAUUUUUAUGCCUUUUUCACAAAUUCUUACCCACAAUUUUUUCUUUCUAUUAAUUUGUAAACAAAUCUUUCUCAUUUUCUUGUGUUUUUUUAUCAGAUUACAUGGAUGAAAUAUGCUGAAUCCUAAAAACAAACAGAAUCCUUGAAUAAGAUCAUUGAAGAGCCAAAUUGAAGACACUUUUACAAAACUGUUUGAUUUAAAUAAACCUUUUAAAACUCCUUCCCUGCAAUCAUCGGUGAAUAAAUGUGUUCAGUUGGAAAUGCAGCUCUUUUCUGUCCUUUAGCUUCACUCGGUUACAGAGCUUUCGAUGGAAAACGAGGAGAAAGGCUUGUGCUGCGCAGACCGCUCGCUCUUUACCAAACUGUUGCAGAAAUACCUCAUACACACUAGUGUUAGGAUGAUGUUCCAGAGCUUAUGUCAUAAAUUAUUCACGUUUUCACCCUCAUUUUUUUCUUAAAAAUGAAACGAGUGUGGGUAAAAAAAAAAAGCUUUUCUCAUUUUUAAGUCAGUCUACUUUAUGUGAGAGCUAAGAAGUGAAUGCUUGUAUAUUUCAUGGUCCUCCUCUGGAUGUGUUCAUGUCGUCUCUCUGUCAGGGACGGGGGGGGGGGACGACACUUCAAACCUGUUUUCCGGCUCAGUUUAAACGUUAAACUUCUACCAUGUGAAUGUUUUUGGGAUUGGGAACAAUGCUAGAAUGAUAUGUGUCCGUCCAGAGAAAUACCAAUGAUCCAUUUGUUUAAGAAGCUCACACCCAAAGAAUUAUGCAAUAUGUUGUCUCUUUUAUUCUACGCUUUGGUUUUUCCUCUUUUGUGAUGCAUUCCACUGCAAAGCCCAUGCAGCCGUUCUAUUAGCCCAGACUUUAUGCAUGAGUAUAAUUACAAGUAGCUAGCCGUGUAAUGCAUUGUGAUCGCUAUCAUUGACCUCCUCCUCAUCAUUUGGUCAUCUUUGACAGCAGAAUUGUGUUUACAUGUAUAUGACCUUUGACCUGCUCAUGUUUAGGCUGAAAACCUGCUUCAUUAGAGUCAAGCGGAGCGGGAGAGGAGGGGUGUCAGACUCGCAGCUUUAUCCGCCAGCUAUCCUGUGGCGUUCACGUCCAUCUGGAAAAUCAAACACAACCCCGGUCAUCUCUGGAGGUCACUGGGUUUUGUUCUUUUUUUCUUUCUGCAACACAGACUUCCAUCCAAAUCAAGUGAAAAGACAUUUUUAUGUCUGUGGAGUUUAGCUUCUCCUUCUUCUUAACCCGAGAACAAAACCGAGCAUCGCAGAAGCCUGCAAUCGAACAAAAUGAGUGAGGGAACAAAGAAUGAAAGUGGAUCAAAACACAGAAGUGAAUCAGAUCCGAGCUGCAGCAGCAUCCAGCCAAAACACGAGAGGAAAAGGACCAAGCCUUACGUCAUGAAACCGAAUCCCCGUGAUGAUGGAAAACAAAAAUAUAACUCCUGUAAACAACAUUUAUCCAACUGAAUCUGUGAGAUGCAUUAAAUGUGAUUGAAUGAGCCACUUUUACCUGAUAAUCAAUGUCCAAAUCCUGGAUAAAUUCACAAGUGAACAGAUCGGAUGUGCAAAGGCUCCUAAAACUCUUUCUUUCCUUCACUGAGACAAAAAUGAUCAAAGAGUUUUAAAACACAACCAUAGCAUCAGACAGCAGCACCAGCACAGGUCAAAGGUCAAAUCUGGAGGUCAGCGAUGGUUGUGGUUCCAUCAAACCAUCAUGGUCUUCAUUUGGAGUGACUCCGGCGCCGCUGUGGGAAACGGUUUCAGCACAUUCCGUCGCUCAUUUCACGUACUUUUCCAGUUCCAUCCCUUUUGCUUUCUGUCGGUUUUUCAGGGUUUUGCAUUUGUUGUCACACAAAAAGUUUUUUUUUGUUUUGUUUUUACAUUUGGUUUCAAACUGAAAAGAGAAGUGACUUCUAACGUGUUGUGUGGACUGAAACGAUGAUCAAACAUGAAGGAGAUCUUUGGGAAAUUAAUGUUGUUCCACUCUAUGUAUAAAAUAAGGAAAAAAAUCAAUAAAGAAAUCACAAUGGUCUUAUCCAUGUCAAACCGAA